AUGCCUUCAACAACGCGGCAGUCUCAGUUCCGAAAGGUCCAAAGCUUCAAGACCGACUAUGCGCCCUGCACGAUCACCCAGUAUGUGUCGGAGCGAAGCGGUAUGCAGGUUGUAGUUGCCGAUCGACAAGGACCCAAGAUCAAUGGCUACUUCACCUUGGCAACUGAAAUACUUGACGAUUCAGGUGCUCCUCACACGCUGGAACAUUUGGUCUUCAUGGGCUCCAAGAGCUACCAGUUUAAAGGUCUUUUAGAUAAGCUGUCGUCUCGGGCGUACUCUGGUACCAAUGCUUGGACUGCAACAGACCACACAGCAUAUACACUAGAGACGGCUGGCUGGGAAGGUUUCGCACAAGUUCUUCCAGUCUACUUAGAGCACAUCAUUCUGCCAACAAUCACCGAUGAAGCCAUUACCACCGAGGUUUGGCACAUAGAUGGCGAAGGGAACGAUGCCGGUGUUGUGUAUUCUGAGAUGCAGGCUGUUCAGUUCCGCAGUCCAGAGAUCAUGGACCUCAAAGCCCGUCGCCUAUUAUACCCGGAAAAUGUGGGCUUUCGUUACGAGACUGGUGGCAUGACUGAAGCCUUGCGUGUCCUGACGCCAGAGAGAAUCCGCCAAUUCCAUCGGGACAUGUAUCAACCACGGAACCUUUGUCUAGUCAUUGUUGGCGAGACCGACCACGUGGACUUGCUGCAAAUUCUCGACGAGUUCGAGGACAGUAUCAAAGACGAUAUUCCUGCUUUGGAUGCUAAAUUUGAUAGACCCUGGCUGGAUUCUGCCCAGCCGCCAGCGCUGAAGGAAAGCAUCAUCACUACCGCUGAAUUCCCAGAAGAAGACGAGUCAGUGGGCGAGAUUCUCGUUGGCUUCUUUGGCCCUAAUUGCGUUGAUCUCAUCGAAACCUCCGCUCUCAACAUUUUGCUUACCUAUCUUUGCGGCUCCUCGGUGUCCGUUCUCGAAAACGUGCUCGUUGAGAAAGAAGAGCUUGCCAGCUCUGUCACGCAAUGGUGGGAACCAAGACCGAGGUCUGUCAUCUGGCUCCAGCCAACAGGCGUUGCCACAGAAAAGCUAGAGUUUGUGGAAAAGCGACUGAGGGAGCUUCUGAAAGAGGUCGCGAGCAAGCCUCUCGAUAUGGAAUAUCUACGGGAAUGCAUCCAACGGGAGAAGCGACAAGUCAAGUUCCAUGCCGAGACGUCUGAAUCAUUUUAUGCAACCAACAUCAUUACCGAUUAUCUCUUCGGCAAGCGGGACGGUUCGACACUACGGGAACUUGAAUCUCUCAGCGAGUACGAUGUCCUGGAGAAGUGGACUGAUGAGCAAUGGCGCGCCUUUCUCAGCAAAUGGAUGGCCGACGCUCAUCACAUUUCUAUCCUCGGCAAACCUUCACAUGAACUGGCCAAGAAGAUGAAAUCGGAUGAGGAGGCCAGAAUCACAGACAGAAAGGAGAAGCUCGGGGAAAAGGGACUGGAAGAGGUGGCUAAGCGCCUUGAAGCUGCCAAAAAGAAGAACGAUGAGCCUAUUCCUGCUGAAGUCAUUGAUCGAUGGAAUGUUCCAGGAACGGAGUCUAUUCACUUCAUUGAUUCUGAUACCGCCCGGUCUGGGCGAGCGCGGUCCAUUGGUAUAGGAAACGGCCAAGCACAAAAGACCAUCGACUCCGCCACGGAUGGCAAAUUGCCACUAUUCAUCCAGUUUGAAGAUGUGCCCACGAACUUUGUCCACAUCACCAUUCAUAUGGGUACCUCGCAGGUGCCCGUUGAGCUGAAGCCGCUCAUGUCCAUAUUCAGCGACAACUUCUUCAACACACAUAUAAUGCGGGAUGGCAAGCAAGUAGACUUUGAGCAGGUCGUCAUGGAGCUUGAGAGAGAUAGUAUCGGCUACAACAUCGGAGGAUCUCGAUCACUUGGCGACGCAGACGGCUUCAUGAUCACUUUUCAAGUCGAGCCUGACAAGUACUCUGCUGCAGUCAACUGGCUGAGAACCAUGAUGUUUGACUCCGUAUUUGACCCUCAGCGCCUCAACGCCGCAAUCACCAAGGCCCUCGCUGACAUUCCCGAAUCCAAACGUGAUGGGCGUGGCAUGGCCGCUGAAAUCGACGCCGCCAUUCACAUGGACAAGACAUCACUCGCUGUGGCCAAGCGAACACUGGUCAAGGCCGUCUAUCUCAAGCGUCUCAAGAAGCUCCUCAACAACGAACCCGAGAAAGUAGUCGAGUGGUUCCACACGAUUCGCAAGUCCCUCUUCACCUUCCAAAACAUGCGCUUCCUCGUCACCGCGAAUGUAUCCAAGCUCGAAAACCCAAUAGCUACCUGGGACGCACUCGCGGAGACACUUGUCGCACAAGAAGCCAUGGUACCGAUCCCCAAAUUCGUCGACCUCCUCAACGACGAAGGUCGCAAGCCGGGAUCCGUCGGCGCCAUCAUCGUCCCCAUGACCACCCUCGACAGCUCGUACUCCGUCAGCACCGCACCAAGCAUCACAUCCCUCUCUGAUCCCAAGUUCCCUGCCAUAAUGGUCGCAAUCGGAUACCUCGAGACAGUGGAAGGCCCUCUCUGGAACGCCGUCCGCGGCGCCGGCUACGCAUACGGUUCCUACUUCUCCCGCAACAUCGACUCUGGGCUGCUCUCGUACAGAGUGUACCGAUCUCCCGACGCAUACAAGGCCAUCUCCGCGUCCCGCGACGCCAUCAACAAGAUUGCCGUUGGCGAAGUCGCCAUUGACAAGCAUCUCCUCGAGGGAACGAUAAGCCAGAUUGUCGUCAUGUUUGCGGACGAACAAGCCACCAUGCCUAGUGCCGCACAGCAAAACUUUGUUCGUAGCGUCGUGCGUGGUCUACCCAAGGACUGGAGCAAGGAUAUACUCAGGCGUGUGCGGGAUGUUACCAUUGAUGAAAUGAAGGGCGUUAUGCGGGAGUUUAUUUUACCCUGCUUUGAGCCCGGUAGGAGCAACGUGGUGGUUACCUGUGCCAAGUUGAUGUCUGAGAAUAUGGAAACGACGUUCAAGGCCAUGGGGUACAAGGUGCAGACUCACGAGUUGAGCCACUUCCAUGAUGAUUAUGGUCUAAAAGCUGGCGAGGACGAGGAGGAUGAGGAAGAAGAAGAUGAUGAAGACGAGGAAGGCUCAGAGGGCUCGUAUGACGAUGAUGAUGACGACUCGGACUCAGACUAG
Messenger RNA from Pochonia chlamydosporia 170, 3159 nucleotides. Its product is annotated as zinc metalloprotease. Gene Ontology annotation, molecular function: metal ion binding. The transcript has 3 exons. The record is from RefSeq and is a predicted model, not a curated record. NCBI's taxonomy places the organism in Eukaryota, Fungi, Ascomycota, Sordariomycetes, Hypocreales, Clavicipitaceae. Bases 1 to 3159 code for a protein of 1052 amino acids.